Messenger RNA from Numida meleagris (helmeted guineafowl), 892 nucleotides. Its product is annotated as cytochrome P450 2J2-like. Lineage: Eukaryota; Metazoa; Chordata; Aves; Galliformes; Numididae. The annotation marks the transcript as partial. Gene Ontology annotation, biological process: xenobiotic metabolic process. Gene Ontology annotation, cellular component: intracellular membrane-bounded organelle; cytoplasm. Gene Ontology annotation, molecular function: oxidoreductase activity, acting on paired donors, with incorporation or reduction of molecular oxygen, reduced flavin or flavoprotein as one donor, and incorporation of one atom of oxygen; iron ion binding; heme binding. The transcript is spliced from 4 exons. The record is from RefSeq and is a predicted model, not a curated record.
GCGGCGCGACGGGAACACGGCAGUUGUUAGCCAGCAGCAAAACAACGCGCACGCCGACAUUGAUCGGCGCAGGAGAAGCGACGGGACGGGGCGGGACGGGACGGGACGGGCCGGGACGGGCCGGCAGGAGGGCCGGGAGCGGGGCUGGUGUCACCGGCGAGGCGGGACGCGCUGGUCCCUCCGCAGCGCUCAGCGCCCUCUGCGCCCUGGCAGCACCGCCCCGUGGCAGCGGAGCGUCGGCCCGUGAGUCAGAGGCUUUGCGGGAGCUCCGUGCGGCCUCAUCUCGCGUCCCUCGGGGCUCGGCUCUGUCUGCGGCUCCGCGUGGCGGGGAGGCGGUGGCUGCGAGCGGGGCUUCUUCACGAGCUGCAGACGCCCCAUGCUGCGCUUCCUCUGGGACAGCAUCUCCCUGCAGAUGCUCUUCGUCUUCCUCUUCAUCUUCCUGCUCGUCUUCGACUACAUGAAGAAGAGAAAGCCAAAGGACUUCCCCCCCGGUCCUUUUUCCUUCCCUUUCCUGGGAAAUUUGCAACUUUUCCUUGCCAAAGACCCUGUGGGUGCAACGCAGAAGUUUAUUGAAAAAUACGGAAACAUCUUCAGCACGCAAGUGGGCAGCAUGUCCUUUGUGGCUGUAAAUGGGCUGGAAAUGAUCAAGGAAGCCCUUGUGACCCAGGGAGAGAACUUCAUUGAUCGCCCACAAUUUCCAACAACUACAGAACUCUUCAACAAAUUGGGGCUGGUCUUCUCCAAUGGGCACCUGUGGAAGCAGCAGAGAAGGUUCACGUUGACCACCCUCCGGAACUUUGGCCUGGGGAAGAGGAGCCUGGAGGAGCGGAUACAGGAGGAGUGCCGAUUCCUCACGGAUGCGUUCAGGGAUGAGCAGGGUGAGGACCGCUUC